CUGCGCCUGGUGUGCAAUCAAUAGUCAAAGAAGAAGAAAACAGACGACGGCGCCAUCUUGAAAGAAGUCACUAGUGUCUGUAACGCGUUCAAGCUCCUUUUAUUUGUCGACAUGUUGUACCUAGAAGAUUAUCUGGAGAUGAUCGAGCAGCUUCCCAUGGAUCUCCGCGACAGGUUUACGGAAAUGAGAGAGAUGGACCUGCAGGUCCAAAAUGCCACGGACCAACUGGAGCAGAAGGUCACGGACUUCUUUGUCAACGCCAAGAAGAACAAACCAGAGUGGCGAGAGGAGCAGAUGGAGGUCAUCAAGAAGGAUUAUUACAAAGCUCUGGAAGACGCAGAUGAGAAAGUGCAACUGGCCAAUCAGAUUUACGAUUUGGUGGACCGACACCUGCGCAAGCUGGAUCAGGAGUUGGCCAAGUUCAAAAUGGAGCUGGAGGCCGACAACGCCGGCAUCACCGAGAUCCUGGAGAGACGCUCUCUGGAGAUGGACGGCCCGUCUCAGCCCGUCAACAACCACCACGUCCACUCUCACGCUGUCGUCGAAAAGCGGAGGUACAGCGCUUCGACGCACCACACGACGGAACACGUGCCGGAGAAGAAGUUCAAGUCGGAAGCUUUGCUGUCCACGUUGACGUCGGACGCCUGCAAGGAGAACGUGCCUGGUUGCCGUAGCAACAGCAUGACUUCAUCCUCCUCGUCCACCGCCAACAGCAUCUAUGGCGUCAGUUCUUCGCAACCUUUGACCUCCUACGGCCUGAGCUCCCUGCCCGCCGGACCGGCCGCCGGAGCCGGCGCCAUCAGCAUGGCUGCCGCGCAGGCCGUGCAGGCCACCGCUCAGAUGAAGGAGGGUCGGCGGACGUCCAGCUUGAAGGCCAGCUACGAGGCCAUCAAGAACAACGACUUCCAGCUGAGCCGAGACUUCUCGCUGUCCCGCGAGGCUUCUCCGUAUCCGUCUUCCGCGCUGGCGUCCACCCUGACACAGACGCUGGCUCCGACCGCCGUCGCCUCGGAUACUCGAGGGCGCAAGUCCAAAAGCGGCGUGAAGUCUUCCAACCAUCAGUCGUCUUCGUCUUCGUCCUCGUCGUCGCUGUCGUCGUGCUCGUCGUCGUCCGCGUUGGCUCAGGAACUUUCCCAGCAGGCGUCGGUGCUGCCCGAGGCCGAGGCCGGCGGCCAAGUGGACUGGACCUACGACCCCAACGAGCCGCGCUAUUGCAUCUGCAACCAGGUGUCCUACGGGGAGAUGGUGGGCUGCGACAACACAGACUGUCCCAUCGAGUGGUUCCACUACGGCUGCGUGGGUCUGAGCGAAGCCCCCAAAGGGAAGUGGUACUGUCCUCAGUGCACGGCCGCCAUGAAACGACGCGGAAGCAGACACAAGUAGACGGCGCUGCUGCUCCGCGCCACGUCAUGCCACGCCGCCGCUGCUCUGCGCCACGCUGCCGCUGCUCCACUUGUGUUUUCAACAACAGUAAACUUUUUUCUUCUCAGCAAAACACACACA
Molecule: messenger RNA, 1503 nt
Organism: Syngnathus typhle (broad-nosed pipefish)
Lineage: Eukaryota; Metazoa; Chordata; Actinopteri; Syngnathiformes; Syngnathidae
Gene: ing3
Product: inhibitor of growth family, member 3
Exons: 12
Coding region: 112-1383 (423 amino acids)
Biological process (GO): regulation of DNA-templated transcription
Cellular component (GO): NuA4 histone acetyltransferase complex
Source: RefSeq, a predicted model, not a curated record